Mya arenaria is the source of this 2858-nucleotide messenger RNA. Its product is annotated as 2-oxoisovalerate dehydrogenase subunit alpha, mitochondrial-like. Gene Ontology annotation, biological process: branched-chain amino acid catabolic process. Lineage: Eukaryota; Metazoa; Mollusca; Bivalvia; Myida; Myidae. The coding region runs from base 39 to 1379 and encodes 446 amino acids. The transcript is spliced from 9 exons. The record is from RefSeq and is a predicted model, not a curated record. Gene Ontology annotation, molecular function: oxidoreductase activity, acting on the aldehyde or oxo group of donors, disulfide as acceptor.
UUAAUUUCCUUAAUCAAGCGCGUCAGUCAAACAACAAAAUGAUGAGAAGACAUUUACUUUUGCUGUCGAAAAACUUGCAAACUGUAGCUAACGGAAGAGUGCAACACUGCAGGAGACUGCAUCAAUCAUUAGUGCAGAAGACUGCACAGACCGGUGACAACCAUGAAGAAAAGCCUGAGUACCCAGGCUCUAAGCAGCUCAAGUUUGUUCACCAGCUUGAGUUGCUCGACCCUGACAAAGAACCAGGAAUUCCUGUGUACCGGGUCAUGGACAGGAAAGGCAAGAUCGUGCAGCAUGAGGGUGGGAAUGAAGAUCCAAAUUUGGACAAGGACACUGUAACAAAGAUGUACCAUGAUAUGACUGCCCUCAACACCAUGGACAAGAUCUUAUACGAGUCCCAGCGGCAGGGUCGUAUCUCUUUCUACAUGACCAACUUCGGAGAGGAGGGCACCCACAUUGGCUCCGCAGCUGCCCUUAAGCCUCAGGACUGGGUGUAUGGACAGUACAGGGAGGCAGGUGUGCUUAUGUGGAGAGGGUUCACUUUGGACCAGUUCAUGGACCAGUGUUACGGCAACUCAGGGGAUAUGGGACUGGGACGACAGAUGCCUGUUCAUUAUGGCUCUAAGGACCUCAACUUUGUCACAAUCUCAUCAACCCUUGCCACACAAAUGCCCCAAGCUGCUGGCUCAGCAUAUGCCAUCAAGCGUUCGGGCAAGGAUGCCUGUGUGAUAUGUUACUUCGGUGAGGGAGCAGCAUCUGAGGGUGACGCCCAUGCAGCAUUCAACUUUGCCGCAACUCUAGAGUGUCCUAUCAUAUUCUUCUGCCGGAAUAAUCACUUUGCAAUAUCAACGCCAUCCUCAGAACAGUAUAAAGGCGAUGGCAUUGCUUCCCGGGGCUCAGGUUAUGGAAUGAGGACUAUAAGAGUCGAUGGUAAUGAUGUGUUUGCCACAUACAACGCUGUGCGGGCGGCUCGAGAUGUCUGUGUGAAGGAACAGAAGCCUGUCCUUAUAGAAGCUAUGACUUACAGAGUUGGACACCAUAGUACCUCAGAUGACAGUUCAGCGUACCGGUCCGUAGAUGAGGUUUCAUACUGGGACAAACAGGACACGCCCAUUGCUCGUCUGCGUCAGUACAUGGUCAACAAGGGGUGGUGGGACGAUGAUGCCGAACUGGCAUGGAAAAAUGAAUCCAGAAUAAGGGUGAUGAAGGCUUUUGAACGAGCAGAAGCCAAGAAAAAGCCAAACCCAAUGCUGUUGUUUACGGACGUUUACAAGGACAUGGAGCCCCACAUUCUCAAACAACAACAGCAGAUGAAAGAACAUGUGAUGAAAUAUAAGGACAAGUACCCACUGGACAAGUACGAGAAGAUGACCGAUUGAGGUUAAACAAAGUGUGAUUUUGUGUCGUGUUUUACUUAUAUGAAUAGUUUUUAUGACUGGGAUCUGAUGCUAGUAGUGGAUUGUUAAAGUGUGUUUACCUGAGAGGUUGUACGUGCACCCAGGAGGUUGCACUCUAUAACAGUUAUAAAAAGUAGGGAUGCAAACGAAUAUUCGAAUAUUCGAAUAUGCGAUCGAACAUUUGGUAUUCGAAUGUCAAAAUAGGUAUUCGAAUAUUCGAUGUUUUUGUUGAAUUAAUAAAUUAUUAACUUUUUGCCUACAACUGUCAUCUUCGUCUGUCUUGUUUUUACAACGAUGGACCCCUAAUGCCAGAGGUGUGAACUUGAUGACACUACACACGCGUCACAUUGGAUAUAUCGCCGGGAACUAUAAACAGUCCCCAUAAUUUUGCAUUUACUGGCUGUUAAACAAGUGACAUCAAACACAUUCCAAUUAUUUUGGGUACAUUUAAAUGGCCAUGCCAAUUAGGGUUUAAGAGAUCGGCCUUUAUACCAAUGUGUUGUCUUCACUGCUAAUCAAGCUUGGCGAUAUUGCUAAAAUCGCCUUGAUGAUAUGAAAGACAUGUGUUAGUUAUGUGCUUUAAAAUGUUUUCCAUGUUUUCGAUAUAACGCUCUUGCGUACAAAAUAGUAACUGUAUGGUUUAACGUUUAAGGACAUAUGUCCUGUAUUGUUGUACAAUACAUCAGUCAAAAUCGACGUUUUGCCAUGGUGUCGUUUUCUAUAAAUAUAUUUCGUAAACAUCAAUCCCAGAACGAGGAUGCAAAUCCGGGAAAAUACGCAAUUACCUGAUCUUUUUUUUGCAUUGUUUACAAAAAUGAACGCAGAGGAAUUGGUAUAAUUCGGGGUUUUUGAUAAAGAUAUAUCGCUUUUUCUUGGGAAAUAUUUUGAAAAUGGGGAAAAUCAGAGGCUAAUUUGUGGAACAAUAAGGGUCCGGACGUGUACCGAAUACGACACAGAAGGGUAACAGGGCCCCGGCUAUUGCGUUAGUGAAUAAUAGUUUAUUACAAUUCUUAAAGGUUCAUUUUGGUAUUCGAAUAUUCGAUCGAAAGAAUUACCGAAUAUUCGAAUAUCAAUUUUGCCAUACGUUUGCAUCCCUAAUAAAAAGUGCAAAAAAAAAUUGUCAAGUAGCUUGCACUUUUAUGCGACAGUACUGUUAUUGUAGAUUGCAUAACCAAAGAAAGUUUUUUAUAAAGAUACUUCGAGACUUACUAAAAAUGCCAAUACCUUAACAAAGUUGUCAUGAUUUAUUCAGUUUAAAGCAUAACCCAGAAAAAAAAAUUGUAUUUGGGUAGAUUCCUGGUCAUUUUUUUUUUGCUACUUAAGUCUAAUUUGAAAGCGCCAUCCUGGCUUCAGUUGCAAGUUUAAAUGUAAUAGACCUCAGUAAAAUAUUAUCAUGUGGCCAGAUAUUGUAAUAAUUUAUUGUUAACGAAUCUCAUCAUGAAAUAAAAAUUGUGAAACAGU